AUGCUGGAAGACAAUAUUCGCCACCAGCAGCGUGGCUAUGCACGACCCGCUUCUGGCAUUCUCGCAAUGGGCAGAUGUGAGAGUGGACGUGCAAAGGCGGCGUUAGAGACGAAGAAUAGGGUCGCUAAACACGUUGCUGCCUGUUCGGAAGCAGUUAAGUACACGCUGACCAAGUGCAGCGCCGUAGAGCUUGGGGAAGAUGAGAGGUUGGAGAGGUGAAAGGUGCGUAUGCAUCAUGUGGAGGAGGAUGCGGAGGAUGAAGUGGGGCAGAUGUCUUGCAAUGAAAGGCGUCAUCAGUGGUAUAAGCGCCAUCUU
Molecule: messenger RNA, 315 nt
Organism: Hydatigera taeniaeformis
Lineage: Eukaryota; Metazoa; Platyhelminthes; Cestoda; Cyclophyllidea; Taeniidae
Source: the annotation of a GenBank genome assembly